Molecule: messenger RNA, 867 nt
Organism: Orycteropus afer afer
Lineage: Eukaryota; Metazoa; Chordata; Mammalia; Tubulidentata; Orycteropodidae
Gene: CHMP4C
Product: charged multivesicular body protein 4C
Biological process (GO): vesicle budding from membrane; late endosome to vacuole transport via multivesicular body sorting pathway
Cellular component (GO): ESCRT III complex; cytoplasmic side of plasma membrane; multivesicular body
Source: RefSeq, a predicted model, not a curated record
GGAAAUGCCCAGGAGUGUGUGUCACCUGCUCCCGACUACUUGUUGAUUCCAAGGAGCUUGGUCUUCUAACCCUGGGCCCCCAGAGGACCGUAUCACUCACCCCGGCCCCGGGGAGUACCUGAGACGUCCAAGGAAGCCACUCUACCCCCAACUUCACAGCCAUGAGCAAGUUGGGCAAGUUCUUUAAAGCAGGAGGCUCUUCUAAGAGCCGAGCUACUCCCAGCCCCCAGGAGGCCCUGGCCCGACUUCGGGAGACGGAGGAGAUGCUGGGCAAGAAACAAGAGUACCUGGAAAACCGAAUCCAGAGAGAACUCACCUUGGCCAGGAAGCACGGCACGCAAAACAAGCGAGCUGCAUUACAGGCACUAAAGAGAAAGAAGAGGUUUGAGAAGCAGCUAACUCAGAUUGAUGGCACACUGUCCACCAUUGAGUUCCAGAGAGAAGCCCUGGAAAACUCACACACCAACACCGAGGUAUUAAGGAACAUGGGCUUUGCAGCAAAAGCAAUGAAAGCAGUUCAUGAAAACAUGGAUCUGAACAAAAUAGAUAAUUUGAUGCAAGAGAUUACAGAGCAACAGGAUAUUGCCCAGGAAAUCUCAGAAGCGUUUUCUCAACGGGUUGGAUUUGGUGAUGACUUUGAUGAGGAUGAGUUGAUGGCAGAACUUGAAGAACUGGAGCAGGAGGAGUUAAAUAAGAAGAUGACAAACAUCCGACUUCCAAACGUGCCCUCUUCUUCCCGCCCAGCACAGCCAGAGAGACUGUCAGCAAUGCCCUCCAGUGCACAUCGCUCACGAGCAGCAUCUUCCAGGAGGACAGAAGAAGAUGAGGAUAUCAAACACCUGGCAGCUUGGGCUUCUUAAACUAAAA